Molecule: messenger RNA, 1731 nt
Organism: Camelina sativa (false flax)
Lineage: Eukaryota; Viridiplantae; Streptophyta; Magnoliopsida; Brassicales; Brassicaceae
Product: putative calcium-binding protein At1g02270
Molecular function (GO): calcium ion binding; 3'-5'-RNA exonuclease activity
Source: RefSeq, a predicted model, not a curated record
AAAUAAAAGGAAAUCAGAAAGAAAAGAUCUCUAUUCGGGGGAAUUCGAAAGCUCAAAUGCAAAGCCAUCAUCAUCAGAAUCGAAGCACAACGAGAACAAGGCUCAGCUUCUUUCUACGGUCUAGAUUCAUCCCUUCCUUCUCUUCUCCACUCUCCUUCUUCUUCGUCUUCGCUGCCGUCCCUCUCCCGAUCUACUUUUCCGGUUUACUCUCCAGAAUCAACAAACCGGUUUCACUUAUGAGACUCAACUCCAACUUAGCUUCUUCAAUGGUGGAAUCGAAUAUAUCUUGUACUACUUUCAAUAUACUGGCUCCGAUUUAUAAACGCGUUGAUCAGCAGAAUCAGAGCAUUAGAGAGAGCGAUUUUCACGAGCUUUGGUUAGCUCGUAACCAGAGGAUUUUAGAUUUGUUACUCCAUAAACGCUCUUCUGUUAUCUGUCUCCAGGAAGUUUGGGUUGGGAAUGAGGAAUUAGUCAACAUGUAUCACGACCAGCUUGCCACUUCAGGCUACACUCUUUUUCAGUUGGCUAGAACCAAUGGUCGUGGUGAUGGUCUUUUAACUGCCAUCCAUAAGGACCAUUUUAAAGUUGUAAAUUACCGAGAGCUGCUCUUUAACGAUUUCGGAGACCGCGUUGCUCAGCUCUUACAUGUCAAAUCAGUUGUUCCCUUUCCGCUUAAUGGGAAGCAAGACAUUCAACAAGAAGUCAUUAUAGUGAACACUCACCUGUUGUUUCCUCAUGAUUCUAGCUUGUCUGUUGUUAGAUUGCAUCAGGUUUACAAAAUUCUUGAAUAUUUGGAAGCUUUCCAAAAGGAAUAUAAACUUAAUCACAUGCCCAUUAUUCUCUGCGGUGACUGGAAUGGAAGCAAACGCGGGCAUGUCUACAAAUUCUUGAGAUCUCAAGGGUUCAUAUCAUCAUACGAUGAUGCUCACCAGUAUACAGACAGUGAUGCUCAUAGGUGGGUUAGCCACAGAAACCACAGGGGAAAUAUAUGCGGAGUUGAUUUCAUAUGGCUCUGUAACCCUAGUGAUUCAAGAAAACCAUUGAGAACAAGUUGGGUGGAAGCUGUUUUCAGCAUUAUCAAGUAUCAACUUCACAAAGCUUCCAUAGCCGAGGGCGAUGCCUUUGCUUUUCUUGGGGCAAAUAAUCAUAGUGAUUCACUAACCUACUCUGACUUUUGCCAAGCACUUCAAAAGAUAAAUCUAACGGGCAUUCCACAUGGACUUAGCUUCGAAGAGACAAAAGAGCUAUGGGUUAGAGCUGAUCUUGAUGGAAAUGGUGUCUUCGACUCUGAAGAACUUAAGAAAAUUUGGAACACGACGAUGGUGAACAAACCUGGAAACUGCAAAGAGAGUAUGAUGGAGAGUAAGAACGAAGAAGGAGAAGAAGGUGAAGAAGAAGAAGAAGAAGAAGAAGAAGAAGAAGAAGAAGAAGAAGAAGCAAUCGGAUUGAGAGUAAAGAAAGCGGUUUUGUUUCCGCAAGAAGCAGAGAAAGGACUGUGGCCGGAGAAUUACAAUAUCUCGGAUCAUGCUUGUCUGACCGUACAAUUCUCUCCUGUCAAAAUGCUAUGUAGCUAAGUUUUGUUUAUUACCGGCUCUUUGUGAAAAAAAUGUAAAGAAGCAAUGAGAUUGAGAAUUACAGUGAGAGAACCUAAACCUUUUGUAUAGUUUAUUUUUUUUGUAAUUGCAUUACUGUGUCCGAUAAAAAUUUAAGGUCUAGUUGUUUUUUUGUUAA